AUGAAACCUGUCAGAGCCCCCGGACGUGAUUUUAUAUCAGCACACUUUCUUCGGGCUGGUGGCCAUCCACUUCAUGUAAUCUUAGCAGCCCACAUGACAUCCUACUUUCAGAAAGAAAGGAUCCCAGACCAGUGGGAGGCCUCGCGAACCGUUCCUAUACUUAAGAAAGGUGACCGAGAGGACCUUCGGAACAGCCGUCCGAUAUGCUUGCUGAGCGUGUUAUACAAAGUAUUCACCAAGAUCAUCCUCACGCGCAUAUCUAGGACGCUGGAUGAAGCCCAGCCUCAAGAACAAGCUGGAUUCCGUCAAGGGUUCAGCUGCUUGGACCACAUCCAGACAGUGUCGAGGGUCAUAGAGAAAGCCUUCGACAGCGUAGAAACGAAUGCAAUAUUGUCAGCGCUGGUCGAUCAAGGUGUGGACGAUUCGUAUGUGAGGACAUUAGCCAAUUGCUACGAUCGUUGCACGACUAGGAUACAGCUUUUCCACCGCCCUCUCACCAUACCCAUUGGAAAGGGAGUACGACAAAGCGAUACUAUAUCGCCGAAACUGUUCGUGGCUGCAUUGCAAUGGAUAAUGAAAUCACUUCCUUGGGAAGAAAGGGGCAUACGUGUUGAUGGAAGAUUUCUCUUGAACCUUCGUUUCGCGGACGACAUCGUUCUCUUUUCGAGCAGUACUAAUGAAGCAGAAACGAUGCUCAACGAGUUGAACGAAUCAGGAAAGAGAAUAGGACUGCGAAUAAACAGAAAGAAGACACAGUUCAUGAAGGACGCCUACUGCGAGGACGGAAGAGUACAACUUGAAGGCUCCCAAAUUGUUGAAACUUCGUCAUACUUCGGAUGUUCUAUGAACAUGAAAACGACUUGA
Molecule: messenger RNA, 864 nt
Organism: Necator americanus (New World hookworm)
Lineage: Eukaryota; Metazoa; Nematoda; Chromadorea; Rhabditida; Ancylostomatidae
Exons: 2
Coding region: 1-864 (287 amino acids)
Source: RefSeq, a predicted model, not a curated record